Messenger RNA from Penicillium salamii, 438 nucleotides. The record is from the annotation of a GenBank genome assembly. Lineage: Eukaryota; Fungi; Ascomycota; Eurotiomycetes; Eurotiales; Aspergillaceae.
AUGAGACCUAACGGAUUUGAAAAUAUUAGCAAAGAGCAAGAAGCAAAGAAGCUCGGUGCUUCUGAGUUCUAUGCCACCAAGGGAGCCAAAGAGCUCAAGAUCAAGGCGCCCAUCGACAACCUGAUCGUGACCACCAGCAGUCAACCCGAUUGGCCCUUGUAUCUGCAAAACAUGAGUCCCAAUGGAGUCAUCUCUCCCCUCUCGGUGGAUUCCAAUGACCUGAAGAUCCCUUACAUGCCCUUGUUGGUCAAUGGCCUGCGUAUCCAGGGUGGCAUCGUUUCUUCGCGCCAGGUUCACCGGGAUAUGCUCGACUUUGCGGCUUUCCACAACAUCAAGCCUGUCAAGAUGACCUUCCCCUUGACAUUGGAGGGUGUGGAGGAGAGUCUGAAGACUUUGGAGGACGGAAAGAUGCGUUACCGCGGUGUGCUGGUGGCAUAG